Messenger RNA from Mustela lutreola (European mink), 2530 nucleotides. It is a transcript of the gene WDR4, whose product is annotated as WD repeat domain 4. Gene Ontology annotation, biological process: RNA (guanine-N7)-methylation. Bases 653 to 1711 code for a protein of 352 amino acids. Gene Ontology annotation, cellular component: tRNA methyltransferase complex; cytosol; nucleus. Lineage: Eukaryota; Metazoa; Chordata; Mammalia; Carnivora; Mustelidae. The transcript is spliced from 11 exons. Gene Ontology annotation, molecular function: tRNA (guanine(46)-N7)-methyltransferase activity; protein binding. The record is from RefSeq and is a predicted model, not a curated record.
CCUGGGCUCGAAGCCGGAGGCCCAGCUCUCUUAGUUUUCCCCGAAAACUCACUCUCCGACGUGCGGUGUGUUCCGGGGAUGUGCAGAGGCGCGCGGUGCCUCGUGCCCCCGGGACACGCGGUUUCACACUCGACAGGACGCUUGAUACUUAACAAGUGCACUAAAUCCCUCGGUUUUUUUCUUUUUUUUUAAAGAUUUGUUUUUAUUAGAGCGCGCGCGUGAGCUCGCCAGCGCUUAGGGUGUCCUGCGCUGGCAGGUGCUUGCCAGCCACGGGCUUUCUUGGGUACGUGAGACAUUUUUAAGCGGUGGCUGCGUUAAAUUUGGAUGCAAGAAUCUUCGCGAAAAACACGAACCGUCCUGCAUUGAUUUUCUAGGGUGUGAAAGAAUAAUCUGUUACUUCCUGUUGAGGUUUGUCCCCAUUUGUUUUGCGAAACCGAUUUUUGGGUACGGAUCGGUGCCAGUUGUGUAUGGCCCACCUGAAAAGAUGAAGCAGGUAAAGCUCCGUAGCGUUUCUCUGCAGCACUGUACCCGGACAAUUUCUUGCCGUGGAUAAGACCCUUACUUUAUCGGUGACGAUGACGUCCCCUUCACGUACGAUUGCAGUCCUGCGGAGAAGAAGUCACAGGAGAAUAAAGGGGAGGACGGGCAGCCCAUGGAGAAGGGGAGUGACACGAUCCUGGCGGCCGCCUUCUCCAAGUCUGGCGGCUAUUUUGCUUUAACUGAUGACAGUAAGCGUCUGAUUCUUUUCCGUACAAAACCAUGGCAAUGUCUGAGUGUCAGGACCGUGGUGAGGAGAUGCACGGCCUUGACCUUCACGGCCUCGGAGGAGAAGCUUUUGGUGGCCGACAAGUCUGGGGACGUGUAUUCCUUUUCGGUGUCCGACCCACAGGGAUGUGGCAAACUUGAGCUUGGGCACCUGUCGAUGUUGCUGGAUGUGGCCGUGAGUCCCGACGACCGCUACGUCCUCACCGCCGACCGGGACGAGAAGAUCCGGGUCAGUUGGGCCGCGGCGCCGCACAGCAUCGAGUCCUUCUGCCUCGGGCACGCAGAGUUCGUGAGCCGCAUCCUCGUGGUGCCCGACCACCCCGAGCUGCUGCUGUCCUCCUCCGGGGACUGCACCCUGAGGCUCUGGGAGUACCAAAGUGGCCGAGAGCUGCACUGCUGUCACCUGACCAGCCUGCGGGAACCGGCGGAGCCGUGGGGUGACAAGAGGUCCGCGGCGUCCAGGAUCGCGUACUGGGGCCAGGAGAGCUGCGUGGCGCUGCUGUGUGACUGCAUUCCCGUGGUCUACAUCUUCCAGCUCGACGCCCACAGACAGCAGCUGGCUUACAGACAGCAGCUGGCUUUCCAGCACAGAGUGUGGGACGUUGCUUUUGAGGAGGGCCAGGGACUGUGGGUCCUGCAAGACUGCCGGGAGGCCCCCCUUGUGCUCUGCAGGCCCGUGGACGGCCAGUGGCAGGCUGUUCCCGAAAACACCGCCUUAAAGAAGGUCUCUGCCCAUCUUCAGGGGAACUGGGCCAUGUUGGAAGGCGUGUCUGGCAUGGACGCGGGCUUCAGUGGUCUCUACAAGGCCACCUUUGACAACGUGACCGCCUACCUGAGGAAGAAGGAGGAGAGGCUGCAGAAGCGGCGGCAGAACCCGCCCCCGGGGCCCAACGGGCAGGCCAAGAAGAUGAAGCCGGAGGAGGCGUCCCUGAGGUGCUCGUCCUAGCUGCCCCGGCUCGGCGCGCCCCCGCCCUGCCGGCGGCUCCUCUAGGAAGCAAAGGGGCGGCGUCGUUCCCGACCCACACUAGGUGACAGUCCGCUCUGCACCAGCUCGGCACACGUGGGCCGUCCCGAACUGGAGGGUGUCCUGGGCUCUAGAAUGUUCUGCCGCUGUGCCGAGGCUCCCCUGCCUGGAGUCUCGGGCCCCCCUGGCUGAAGGGAAGCUGUGCCGCGGUGUGUCUCUCCCUUCUGGAGAGACUACGAGCAGCGCCGGUGCCCUGCAGCGCUGUUGCUUCCUGUCGGCCGCUUACCCGCAGCGCGGCCGUGGCGAUGUGGCCUUCUUCCCGGGACGACAGAUGCGUUUGCCUCCAGGGGGUCCACGCAUCAGACGUGUUUGCAGUAGCGCGAUGGACAUUCUGCCCCCGUGUCUUCCUCUCAACGGUGCCCCCGCUGCCCGGCACAGGGGCCGCUGGCCUCGCGGGGGUGGAGGACCCCGGCCCUCCGUCGGCACCUGUGUUGUGUGCCCGCGUGGUGCCCGCUCAGGGAGCACAGCUGCUGCCGUGUUGCGGGCUCCCUGGGAACACAGGGCACGGACUCGGCUGCUGUGUGAGGACCCAGGAGCCCUGGCAGGAACCGUUCUCCAGGGAAACGGUCGAGGCUGUCACACAUGUGUGUGAUUUCCCCGUGAGCUCUGCGCACGCGACACACAGACCGAGGGUAUCCGCUGAUUCUAAUCACCGAUCAAUAAAAAUGAGCUUUUUGCGGCUUCUGGAAACGUGUAGCAGCCACAUGUGGAACUGAUUUCCAAAUACACUGAGCAAAACCA